AUGCCGGGAGAAGAUGUUGUUGCUGCAGACGUCGAGAAGCAGCUCGCGGCGCCGAUGCCGUGGAUAGGCAUGUACGUAGCUGCAGCUUCUCUGAUCUGCACGUCCGCAAUGGCUGCCGAUACUUUCCGCGGAUUCAGAAGCAAGAAGCAUUGGUUCCCGAGCAAAUACUUUACCCUCAACGCCACGACUCUAACGUUAUUAGCCGUGUCCAUGAAGCUGCCGUUGGAUCUCACGACGAGAAUGUACGCGGCCACCGAUCGGCUCGCAAAGGUCAGCAGCCUCGCGCUUAUGUCGACUGCGAUAGCCAAUUUCAUGACAUCUCUAGGAACAAUGGACGACAGAGAAAUGCUGAUGAACGUAACCGCUUUAGCCAUUCUUGUAGUCACCGUCAUAGUAAACGUCUGCGUUCAAAUCAUUCAAAUGCGACAGUUUCUCAACGGUAGAAAAAUGGUCGUCGAAGAAAUCAUAGCCGUAGUCGUCAUGCUCGUCUCUCUCGUUAUGAUGGCAUCUUCGGCUGUAAUGGUUCUCGCGACGAAACGGUACCUGAAAACAAAGUACCACGAGAUGCUGCAAAUGGCGGCUUCGGACAAACAAAUCGAAAAUCUUACGUUCGACAAACUGAGACUAAUGAUUCAGAAAUAUUGGGUGAUGGCGGAAACCAGCAACCCUCAGUUUGUGAUAGCUCGUUCGGUGACCUGCACCACGUCUGGUAUCCUGAGCCUGAUCGUUGCUCUCGUUUUAUUGCAAGUCGAGAUUCGGAUAGUAAUGGAGUACAAUAUACUUCAUCAGUCGAUUUCCAAUUACGCGUGGUCAACGAAAUUGAUUCUUUUCGCUCAGACUGUUGGAGUGGCAGUUGGCACAAUCGCACCAGCAUCAAGAUGGUUCAUAGCCAUAAACAACUUCCGAUCAAGAAACGAGAGCGGAACGAGCAUCAGAAGCGCGUUUACGGUCGAGUGCUACUGGACACAGAAGAUGGUCGACUGGAGACAGGGUUCGUUAUCUUUUCGUAUUCGACAUAUCAAGAGCAGAAAAUUCCUACACGAUCUGAGAGGACUGUUUCUCAAACUCUGUAUCUAUUUUCAGCACACGAUCGUUUCAUCGAGCAAACUAGUCCUUCUCGUCUCUGUCUGUGUAACAGCUCCAGCGAUCGCGUGUCUUAACUACGUCAGAAGUUUGACGAGGCAGAAGCGUAUAUCUCACUCCGUCUCGUCGCGUGAUCACGAAGUGGAUAUACGGGGUUAUGUUAUGCUGCUCGAAGGGGAGGUCGAGCUGCCGAAAGAAACUCUCGAGAGUAUCUGCAAAGAGGUCGACGAAGUCAUUCGAAAAGGAAAGAAGCAGAAAUCGGAAAACUUGUUGAAACUUCUAGAAAAAUCUCGCAGCUUCAACGGGGUGACGGAAUUCGACAGCCAUGAAAUCCCGGGCCUGAAUUCUCGAGAACUUCCUUACUGCUGGUCCUUACCUGUGGCAACCCUGACUAGCGUCGCGCUCGCAUUUCCCAAUGUUCGAAAGCACAAAUCUAAACUUUUACUGAACAGUGUAACCGAAGGGCUUCGUCUUAUGAAGAUAAUAGAUAAGGCAUUAGAUAAGAAAGGCCGUCUGGCGAAUGUAAGAACUGCGGCCGAUGUUGUCUGGGUUGGAGUUGAACUGUACCAUAAAUGGCAAGACAAGGAUCUUCGGGAAACGUCUCUUAAAGGUAAAAAUGCCGAAGAGAUACUACAGCAGCUUCGGGACAAAGCCGAAAAGACUGUCAUCGAGUUCAGGAGAGACGCACGAGACUGCCUUAUGAGGAAUCCUCUUAACUGGCCCACAAAGGUUAUUGCCGCCAACUCGAUGUACAGGAUCGCCACAACAGUUCUUCUGAAUCGAAGUGACACAACGGACGAGGAAUUGUUCGAGCAGUUGUCGGUUACGAUAGCGGACAUACUGGCAGCAUGUCUUACUAAUCUAGGACAUGUAAUAACAAUGAAGUGCCACCGCAACGCAAUUGAAGAGAGGGAGAAAAGCGUGCGUAAAGCAGCGCUUCUUCUCGGUAAAACCGAAGAAAUCAUUGCUCUUCUCCAGCAGCGCGAACUGCCAGUCUCGGCCCCUGAUCAGGCAGCUUCCAUUGAGGAGUGGCGAGCACUAGUCAGCCAGGAAUUCAGUUCCAAGACUAACAUUGAAAUAGGUGUUUCGGAAUCGAGAGAAGAACAUGCAGACGUAAAAUCUGAGGGAUGA
Molecule: messenger RNA, 2214 nt
Organism: Erythranthe guttata (spotted monkey flower)
Lineage: Eukaryota; Viridiplantae; Streptophyta; Magnoliopsida; Lamiales; Phrymaceae
Source: RefSeq, a predicted model, not a curated record